Messenger RNA from Saccharomyces cerevisiae S288C, 1557 nucleotides. RefSeq names its product Art10p (gene ART10). Lineage: Eukaryota; Fungi; Ascomycota; Saccharomycetes; Saccharomycetales; Saccharomycetaceae. Gene Ontology annotation, cellular component: cytoplasm. The record is from RefSeq and is marked reviewed. The transcript has a single exon. The coding region runs from base 1 to 1557 and encodes 518 amino acids.
AUGGCUCCAAAAAUUUCAAUAUCCUUAAACCCACCGUACAACGGGGAGUUUUAUAGCUCUAAUGAUCAAAUGUCAGGGAUAGUUAGUCUUCAGUUAACAAAAGCGCUAUCUAUAAGGAAAAUUUCCGUCAUUCUAAAAGGAUUCUCAGAGACCUUAACAAAAAUUGAUCAAGAGUACAUGUUUCAACAGAAUGGCAUGAUGAUGCCGGGCCAAGACAACAAAUCCUUUCAUACAUUAAUGAAAUUCGAACAGAGAGUUUUCCCUCCAGAUAAUGUAUGGAAUGCUCUUGAUGGCUCCUCCAAGCCGUUCAAAGUUAAACCAGGUUCAUAUAAUUAUAGCUUUCAAUUUGACAAGUUUCCCAGAAAGCCUGAAUGUCUGAAAAAUCAUACGGCAAAGACAGUAGCGUUUGUGACAAGAAGUAAUGCCCGACUCCCACCUACGUUCAAUAGUCAUUGGCAAGAAUUUAAUAAAAUCGAUAAUCUGGAUUUGUAUUUUUACUCUUUUGGAAAAGUUAUAUAUAUGGUGCAAGUUCAAUUAGAGCUAGGGAAAUCUUCAUCUUGGUUUAAGCCAUUCCAUAAACUGAUAAGGGAAAUCGAGACGUUCGAAUUUAUACCUGAGCCAAAAGAUCUUAUUAUAGAACCUGAUGAAGAUGACAAUGAAGAACUUAAUGCCUUCAGUAACAAUAGUAGAGGAAAUAGUAUGGUCACCAACAAUGAAUUUUUCAAUAGUUCAAAUUUAAAGGUGCCAUCAAAGGACGUCAAAGUCGUUAAUGGAGUCGGAUAUAUAAAAAGUGACAGGAACUUUUCUCAAGCUAAUUCUAUAUUGAUAGAAAACGGCGACAUUAGAUCGAGACCGGUAUCAUCAGUCACAUCAACAAGACAAUCUACUCGCCUAGUAAAUGGUAUGAAAGUUUUCCCAUCUACUUAUAAAAUGGGGUUGCCUGAUGGGGAAAGCAAUAUGAGAAUAGAGGUUAGAAGUCGAGAUUUGAAGCAAAUAUACAGGAAAGACUACUUGUUUAGGUCUGGCAGCCAAAAUUUUGACAAGGUCUAUGUAGUCAUGGAGGGGAAUAUAGCAAGUUUGAGCAAAAUGCAAAUUACCCCACUUAAACUACAACUGAACUUGCUAGAGACUACAACAUAUUUAUCUCAGGGAAUAGCGAACGGCAAUUACUCUUCUUUGAAGCUAAUCGAGAUUGAUUUGAAUCAGCUCAAAUCCAAUAAACCUCUUUUGGACUUAAACGAAAUACGAGAAAAUUUUGAUGGUUCUAUGUUUGAAUGUGAAUUACGGUUAAAGGAUCACCCCAUUUUAAGAAAGUUGGUAUUUAAUGAAGAAGACUAUAGACAUCGCGGCAAUAGGUUGUAUAGUUUCAAGACAUGCACGAUAAAAAGAACAUUCAGUUUACAGCUACUGAUAGAAUGGGGAAUCAAUGGAAUUAGGAAGCAAUCUGAAGUAAACAUUGAUCCUGUUCAGAUCUUUUGUCAAGUUAGAGAGCACGUUGAAGCUGAAGCUCUGCCCAGAUAUGUACCGCCACCGACAUAUACUGAAAUGGCGAGUUAA